Messenger RNA from Acanthochromis polyacanthus (spiny chromis), 8935 nucleotides. RefSeq names its product chromodomain helicase DNA binding protein 5 (gene chd5). The coding region runs from base 119 to 6154 and encodes 2011 amino acids. Lineage: Eukaryota; Metazoa; Chordata; Actinopteri; Pomacentridae. Gene Ontology annotation, biological process: chromatin remodeling; negative regulation of transcription by RNA polymerase II. Gene Ontology annotation, cellular component: chromatin; NuRD complex; nucleus. The record is from RefSeq and is a predicted model, not a curated record. The transcript is spliced from 40 exons. Gene Ontology annotation, molecular function: ATP-dependent chromatin remodeler activity; ATP binding; DNA binding.
GUUUUUUUUUUUUUUUUUUUUUUUUUUUGGGUGAAGAAAGAGACUGGGCUGCGGCGUCUGGAGGGUUAACUUUCAGUAUUCCCAGCCUAAAAGGGGUUUGGGGGGCUAUGAGAUAAAGAUGCCGGGGUCGCUGAGUAAUGAAGACGAGGGACAAGACGACAUGGAUUUUGAAGACGAUGUGCCAGAUGAGGAUGACGAAGGUGAGCGCAACACCGUUCCCCUCACGCCCCUCGACAGCUUCUUCUCUGAUGACGACUCCCUCAAACAACAAAAGAAGAAGAAGCCCAAAAAGAUGAAAGAGGGGAAAAUGCCCAAAGUGAAGAAGAGGAAAAAAGAGGGAGGAAUUCAGGCACGAGUCGACAGCGACCUGGAGGAGACCUCAGAGGUGGAGGAGGAACGGGAACGUCCAGAAAUUGGCUCUGAGAGCGAAAGCAGCACCUACGGUCCCACCAAAAAGAAGAAGAAGAAACCGAAGGAGAAGAAAGAGAAAAAGCCCAGGAAGAAGAAGAGAGAUGACGAUGAUGAUGACGAUGAUGAUGAUGACGGCAACAUGAAAGAGCCCAAAUCUUCCGGUCAGUUGAUGCAUGAAUGGGGUCUUGAAGACGUUCAGUAUGGCUUCACCGAAGACGACUACAAAACCAUCACUAACUACAAGGCUUUCAGCCAGUUCCUCAGGCCUCUCAUUGCCAAGAAGAACCCGAAGAUUCCCAUGUCUAAGAUGAUGACAGUGUUGGGGGCCAAGUGGCGAGAGUUCAGUGCCAAUAACCCGUUCAAAGGCGCAUCUGCCACCGCUGUGGCCGCCGCUGUGGCUGCUGCCGUGGAAACGGUUACCGUGGCACAGCCAACGUCUGUCAGCAGCAGCCAGCUGAGCUCUCCACUAGGGCCAAUCAAAAAAGCCAAAACCAAAGAGGGAAAGGGACCAGGAGUUAGAAAGAAAAGCAAGACUGUGAAAGAAGUGAAGAAGAAAACGAAGCCGAAGAAGACCAAAUCAAAGUCAGGCCAAAGUGGGAAGAAGAAGAAAGCAUCCUCAAGUGAGGAGGACUUCCUGGAGGAGUCAGACUUUGAUGACAUCAGCAUCCACAGUGCCUCUGUGCUUUCUGAUACCUCGGGGGCCGCCACGAAGAAAAAGGCCCGACGUGGGCGUAAAAAAAGGAAAAAGGAGGACGGUGAUGGCUACGAGACAGACCACCAGGACUACUGUGAGGUUUGCCAGCAGGGUGGAGAGAUCAUCCUGUGUGACACCUGUCCCAGAGCCUACCACCUGGUCUGUCUGGACCCCGAGCUGGAGAAGGCCCCUGAGGGAAAAUGGAGCUGUCCACACUGUGAGAAGGAGGGGAUCCAGUGGGAGGCCAAAGAUGAGGAGGAGGAUGAAGAGGAGGCUGCAGGUGAGGAGGAGGAUGACCACAUGGAGUUUUGCCGAGUGUGUAAAGAUGGAGGAGAGCUUCUGUGUUGUGACACCUGCCCAUCAUCCUACCACAUCCACUGCCUCAACCCGCCACUUCCUGAGAUACCCAACGGGGAGUGGCUGUGUCCUCGCUGCAUGUGUCCUCCCCUUAAAGGUAAAGUACAAAAGAUUCUGCACUGGACGUGGGGAGAACCCCCGCUGCCCGCUGAGCUGCCUGCAGGCCCCGAUGGAAAGCCAUCUGAUCCGCUGACCAAGCCCCCACUCAAGGGCCACCCAGAGAGGGAGUUCUUUGUAAAGUGGGCUGGCCUUUCGUACUGGCACUGUUCCUGGGUCAGCGAACUGCAGCUGGAGCUUUACCACACGGUCAUGUAUCGGAACUACCAGCGUAAGAAUGACAUGGACGAGCCUCCGCCGUACGACUAUGGCUCCGGAGAGGAAGAGCUCAACAGUGAGAAGAGGAAGAGCAAAGACCCCCAGUAUGCCGUGAUGGAGGAGCGCUUCUACCGCUACGGCAUUAAGCCAGAGUGGAUGGUUAUCCACCGGAUACUCAACCACAGCUUUGACAAAGAUGGUGAUGUGCACUACCUGAUCAAGUGGAGAGACCUCCCUUAUGACCAGUGCACCUGGGAGGUGGAUGAUUUUGACGUCCCAGAAUACGACAGCCAUAAAGCCUCUUACUGGGACCACAGAGAGCAGAUUUUAGGGGAGGAUCAACGCCCCCUUGUGGUGAGGAAAGGAAAGAAAGUCAAAGACGACCAUGCAAAGAGGGAAGUCCCUCCUGAUGCUCCCAUCAUAGAUCCGACCAUCAAAUUUGAACACCAGCCGUGGUACAUUAAUGCCACUGGGGGAACGCUGCACCCGUACCAGCUGGAAGGCCUGAACUGGUUGAGGUUCUCCUGGGCUCAGGGCACAGACACAAUCCUGGCUGAUGAAAUGGGCCUGGGGAAGACAGUGCAGACAAUAGUGUUCCUCUACUCACUGUAUAAAGAGGGUCAUUCAAAGGGGCCCUUCUUGGUGAGUGCACCCCUCUCCACUAUCAUCAACUGGGAGAGAGAAUUCGAGAUGUGGGCUCCAGAUUUCUACGUGGUGACAUACACUGGAGACAAAGACAGCAGGGCGAUCAUCAGGGAGAAUGAGUUCACCUUUGAGGACAGCGCAGUGAAAUCAGGACGCAAAGUGUUCCGUAUGAAGAAAGACACUCCUAUCAAAUUCCAUGUGCUGCUGACAUCUUACGAGCUAAUCACUAUCGAUCAAGCUAUUCUGGGCUCCAUCACCUGGGCCUGUCUGGUGGUAGACGAGGCCCACAGAUUGAAGAACAAUCAAUCAAAGUUUUUCAGAAUUCUCAACGGGUAUAAGAUCUACUACAAGCUGCUGCUUACUGGGACUCCUCUUCAGAACAACCUGGAGGAGCUGUUCCACCUGCUUAACUUCCUCACUCCAGAGCGCUUCAAUAACCUGGAAGGCUUCCUGGAGGAGUUUGCUGACAUCUCUAAGGAGGAUCAGAUCAAGAAGCUCCAUGACCUGCUCGGGCCUCACAUGCUCAGGAGGCUGAAGGCUGACGUCUUCAAGAACAUGCCUGCAAAGACAGAACUGAUUGUCAGAGUCGAGCUCAGUCCCAUGCAGAAGAAAUACUACAAGUUUAUCUUGACACGGAAUUUCGAGGCUCUGAACUCCAAAGGUGGAGGGAACCAAGUGUCCCUGCUCAACAUUAUGAUGGACCUGAAGAAGUGCUGCAACCACCCCUACCUGUUCCCUGUGGCUGCUGUGGAAGCUCCUGUUUUACCAAACGGCUCUUAUGACGGCAACCUACUGGUGAAGUCCUCAGGAAAACUGACACUGCUUCAGAAAAUGCUGAAGAAACUCAAAGAUGAAGGACACAGAGUUCUUAUUUUCUCCCAGAUGACAAAGAUGCUGGAUCUGCUUGAGGACUUUCUGGAGUUCGAGGGGUACAAAUAUGAGCGUAUUGAUGGGGGUAUUACUGGAGGCCUGAGGCAGGAAGCCAUUGACCGCUUCAAUGCACCAGGCGCACAGCAGUUCUGCUUCUUGCUUUCAACACGAGCUGGAGGUCUGGGCAUCAACUUGGCCAGUGCAGACACUGUCAUCAUCUACGACUCUGACUGGAAUCCUCACAAUGACAUUCAAGCUUUCAGCAGGGCUCACCGUAUCGGCCAGAACAAGAAGGUGAUGAUCUAUCGCUUCGUGACUCGAGGCUCAGUGGAGGAGCGAAUCACUCAAGUGGCGAAGAGGAAAAUGAUGUUAACCCACCUGGUGGUGCGGCCUGGACUGGGCUCCAAAACUGGCUCCAUGUCCAAGCAAGAACUGGAUGACAUCCUCAAGUUUGGCACUGAAGAGCUUUUCAAAGAUGAAAUGGAGGCAGCACGAACCAUGGGUGAUAACAAGGAUGGCGAGGAGGGCAACGUGAUUCACUACGAUGAUGACGCCAUCUCAAAGCUGUUGGACCGCAGCCAGGAUGCCACUGAAGACACAGAGAUUCAGAACAUGAACGAGUACCUGAGCUCCUUCAAGGUGGCUCAGUAUGUGGUGAAGGAGGAGGAUGGAGAGGAGGAGGUGGAGCGGGAGAUCAUCAAACAAGAGGAGAACGUGGACCCAGACUACUGGGAGAAGCUCCUGCGCCACCACUACGAGCAGCAGCAGGAAGAUCUGGCCCGAAACCUGGGCAAAGGCAAACGCAUCCGAAAGCAGGUCAACUACAACGACACGACCCAGGAGGACCAAGAAUGGCAGGAUGAUCUUUCAGACAAUCAGUCGGAGUACUCCGUGGGGUCCGAGGACGAGGACGAAGAUUUCGAGGAGAGGCCUGAAGGUGGACGCAGACAGUCUCGUCGGCAGCUAAAGAGCGAGAAAGACAAACCUCUGCCGCCCUUACUGGCCCGAGUUGGAGGCAGCAUUGAGGUCCUGGGGUUCAACGCUCGCCAGAGAAAAGCCUUCCUCAAUGCCAUCAUGCGCUGGGGCAUGCCUCCUCAGGACGCCUUCAACUCUCACUGGCUGGUUCGUGACCUGAGAGGGAAGAGUGAGCGAGAGUUCAGGGCCUACGUGUCUCUGUUCAUGAGACAUUUAUGUGAGCCGGGGGCAGACGGAGCGGAGACCUUUGCUGAUGGAGUCCCCCGCGAGGGGCUGUCUCGUCAGCAUGUUCUUACCAGGAUCGGAGUCAUGUCCCUUGUCAGGAAAAAGGUGCAAGAGUUUGAGCAUGUAAAUGGGAAGCUGAGUUCUCCAGAUCUGAUUCCUAUCGGCAUGGAGCUGAAGAAACUGACUGAGAGUGUGUCCUCUGAUCCCAACACUCCUGUACCAGCCAGCCCUGUCGCCACACAGCCCGGCACCCCCGUCCCACCAGAGAAGACUGAGUCUUUCUUGGGCGCCGCUGAGGACAAGGAGACCACAGAGCAAGACAGCAAGAAACCGUCAGAGCAGGAAGCUCCCAGCGCCGAGUCGACAACUGUACCUGAGAAGGCAGCUGACAGUGAAGAGAGCAAGGCCAGCUCAGAGGAGAAAACAGGAGAUGAGAGGAGCAGAACUGAGUCACCCUGCACAAAGACCGAGCCAUCUGCUAACCCAAAAGACUCUGCUCCCAAACAGACAGAGCUGCCAUCCAGUCAUACCUCACCGAAGACGGAGCCAUGCAAAGAAACAGAGAAGUCCUCCGAAAAAGGAGACACAGAUUCUCCUCUGGCAAAAUCUGAGGACAAGGAAAAUAAGCCAGAUGAUGUGAAGAGUGAAGAUGCAUUAGAGGGUCGAUUAAAUGGAGACAAAGACACUUUGGAUGAGAUAGAUGAGAGCAGGAAGGAGGACAAGAACGGAUUCAAAGCCAAGUUUAUGUUCAACAUCGCUGAUGGAGGUUUUACAGAGUUACACACCCUGUGGCAAACAGAGGAGCGAGCGGCGCUGUCUUCUGGAAAGAUGCAUGACAUCUGGCACCGUCGCCAUGACUACUGGCUGUUGGCUGGCAUCGUAACACAUGGCUACGCUCGCUGGCAAGACAUUCAGAAUGACCCGCGUUAUGCGAUUCUGAAUGAGCCCUUCAAGACGGAGAUGCAUAAGGGCAACUACCUAGAGAUGAAGAACAAAUUCCUGGCUCGCCGCUUUAAGCUGUUGGAGCAGGCUCUGGUGAUCGAGGAGCAGCUGCGGCGGGCGGCUUACCUGAAUAUGACCCAGGACCCCAGUCACCCGGCCAUGGCUCUCAACACCCGCUUCGCUGAGGUCGAAUGUCUGGCAGAGUCCCACCAGCACCUGUCCAAAGAGUCUCUAGCUGGGAACAAGCCUGCCAAUGCUGUGCUGCACAAAGUUCUGAACCAGCUGGAGGAACUUCUGAGUGACAUGAAAGCAGAUGUGACACGACUUCCCAACAUGUUGUCCAGGAUCCCACCGGUGUCAGCCCGCCUGCAGAUGUCUGAGAGGAGCAUCCUGAGCCGCCUCACCAGCCGAGGCAGCGAACCUCCACCACAGCAGCCUUUUGCCCAGGGUGGGUUUGGCUGCUCGCAGAUGUACGGCAGCAGCUUUGGUGGAGGCUUCAGAGGACCAGGUGGACAGCCGAUGGUCAACUACAGUCAGAUGCCUCUGGGACCUUACGUCAGCGGUAACAAUCAACACUUGCAGUCGAUCCUAGUGUCAUCUAACGGCCCCCCUCCCCCUACAAGCCAUCUGGACAAGAAGUCACUUGACUCCUUGAGAGACGUGGCGACGCCUGACCUCAAGUCUGGCAAACCAAGUGAUGUCAUCUGUAUUGAGGACUAGACUAGCUCUGUAACACUGACCCGAGGUCAGAAACUCCCAGGGAUGGAAUCUGUAUGGAUGACUGCUGCCCAUCUCUUAACCACAUCCUCCUCUGUCUCCUGCUCCUUUCCUGGCUCCAAAAUCUCCAAAAUCAAGCUCUCUGCUGUCUAAGGGCAAGGCGAUUAACUUUUUAAUUAAUGCAGAUGUAUCUAUCUUAACAAUUGCACUUUUAUCUUUCGAGGAUCCUAUAGCAGUCAUUUCAGUAGAUAUGUGUUUUUGUUUACCUGCGAUGUGGAAGCUGCGGAUUUGGAGGAAAAACUGAGCAGCUUCUUAGAGAGAGGAUUUUUUUCUGCCCUGCACUACAACACGAAACUCAAGCGACUUAGUGAGUUUCUGAUGCUCUUGAUUGGGGCUCAUUCUAAUUCUCGGAAUGUGUGUUUUGUUCGUGCCAGCCUCGACGUUUUUCACUCUGCGUGCGCCCUGUUGCUUUUAUCCAUUUGCCUACUCACUGUACACUGUGACUGUGCCGCUCCGGAGCUUGUUUCCUGUGAAGACGAAAGAAAUGGAGGAUGUCCUCAGUCAUCGUUUGAUAGGGGAUUGAUUUUUUUGAAGGCCAAUAUUGUUACUUUAACUGAAUAUGUGUUUUUUGUCAUUCAUGUUGUAACCAGUGGAUAAAAUAUUGAUUUGAAAGCAUCAAAGACUAUUAUCAUGUAUGCAGUAGCUGGACACAGUCUGUCUGAAUCCUCUAAAGACUGCCACCUGCUGGUAACUUGGAAGAAGUCAUUUCUGCCAAACAUGCAGCGACACUUGACUGCAGCACCUAGGUAAAGGUUGGCCUCUUGUACUGUAUAUACUCAGAGACUGCUGUUUAUUUUACCUCACAUAGGUCUAAUGAUAGUGAAAAUAUGUACACAUACAUGGAUGAAAUCAGAAGAAGGCUUGGUGUUGAGCCGAAGAAACACCAGAAGUGACACAAAGGCUUUUUAAUGCAUUUUAGAGAAGACUGAGUAUUUCUGUGUAUGGUACAAUAUUUGUGAUCCUUUCUAUAUUUGAAUGUUAGUAGUGGCUGUAGAGCUUAACCCUAGGGCCAUGACCAGUGGGACUUGACUAUAAACAGAGCUCAUCUGGUCUACAUACAGGGCUUCAGUGUUCACUCUGAGACCAGAGUCCUGAAUGGAGGGUGGCUUUUGUUCCUCUUGUAUCCCAGGGACUUGCCCAGUUCCCUUUUAACUCUUAGGACUAAAUAAGAACAUAUGUGCUUAUGGUGCAGAGUCACCUUAAGUGUAGUAUUUGACGCAAACUGAGCUUUUGUUGGCUUCUCUUUAUGUUAAGGUAAAAAUCUGAUGUAUUUGGUCACUUGGUGCCAUUAAAGAAGAUAAUCCAGAAUGAUUUGUUCCUCGAUGCAGUGCGUUUCCUCCACAGAGGUGAAGGCUGUGGAUGGUGGUGUCACAGUCCCAACCUACAUCUGAAGGAAUAUUCUCUGUAUAUCAGCUUUUAAAGACCAAUGUUGCACAGCAUUACUCUUAGAUGAUGUCUUCACUUUCAGCUUCCUCAUUUAUGCUUUGCUUCUUUCAAGAGUGAGCAUUUUCACCUAUUGCUUUACCUGCUGUUAGUUUGGUAGAACGACAUAUCUAGUCCACUUCAUCUACAGUUAUGAUGUGCUAAAGUGACUGUCCACUAAGUAAAACAAUCUUUUAUAAAUUCAACCUUACUAUAUUUCAUUUUUUAUGAAGGCAUUGCUAAAAUGUUUGAACUCAAAGUGCAAAUCUUUGUUGACAUGUUUUUCUUUUUCCAAAGACCAGUGGCAUUACCUGUUUGUAUUAUUGUCGCCAUUGCCACAGCACUUAUUUGAAAUCGCUGGGAUGACAAUUGUGAUUGACUAAUCUAAAGUGAAGAGGUAGUGUUGUACAAAGUUGGUGAGUGUAUUUUCUUACUCUCUUUUUGCCAAUUCAAAUGAUUGUCCGGAGGUGCUCUCUUCUGAACCGUUUUCAUUUACCAAGAUUGUGUAACUACAGCCUCUUUGUCCAUCCUUCCUCAACACGCUAAAACUCUAACCCACCCCUGAAACAUCGCCCUUUGGAAAGCACCACGAGAAGAACCUUGAUCAUAUCAGUUUUGCGCUACUCUUCCUUAAUGCUGAUCAGUGCUGUUUUGUUUACUGUGUUUCUGUUCAUGCCAUCAGCUACUUGACCAUGACAUGGUUGGUUGACAGAUAGAACCUCAGAAACAUGUAAAUACUUGAAAGAUUUUUCAGAGAUAAGUCCAUGUCAUAUAGAUUUUUGUAUUAAACUGGAAAAAAAAGAUGAAUGUCUACUGGAUGGUGUUGCCAUAGAACUGCUAUGUGCACCGUAUGUGCUCAUUCAAUCAAAAUCACGUCUUUUUCCCUCUGGAGCGACGAUCGUGAGAUGACGUCAAAAACACAAUACUCCAAUGAAAUGCAAUCAAACUGAAGUCAGUAUGAAUGUAAUAUCUGUUAAAAAAAGGCUUCAGUCUAAUACUAUAAAUAUGUUAACAGUGUAUGUACAUGCUUAUUAACAUGGCUUCAAAAGCUACCAAAAGACCCUGACAAAAGGCACCUUUGUUGCAGUGAAUGCACAGCAUGUGAAGCGUUUGAUAUGACGGUUCACUUUUGGGAGGUGGUAAUGUAUCUAGCAUUUACAGACAAUGAGCUCCAAGCUGUGUUAUGGUUCUGAUAUUUGUGCUGUAUAGCAAUUGAAUGAAAAAAAAGUGAAUUGUCAUCUUUUUAUUUGUAUUAUGUGUAUUUGUUCAAUGUGUUUUAAUAAAUCUUCUGGACAACAGAAA